Molecule: messenger RNA, 1119 nt
Organism: Aspergillus terreus NIH2624
Lineage: Eukaryota; Fungi; Ascomycota; Eurotiomycetes; Eurotiales; Aspergillaceae
Gene: gpdA
Product: glyceraldehyde 3-phosphate dehydrogenase GpdA
Exons: 5
Coding region: 1-1119 (372 amino acids)
Biological process (GO): glucose metabolic process
Molecular function (GO): NADP binding; oxidoreductase activity, acting on the aldehyde or oxo group of donors, NAD or NADP as acceptor; NAD binding
Source: RefSeq, a predicted model, not a curated record
AUGUCGCUGCCUUUUUCUUCCUCCCCCUCCCCCGCUGUCCUUCUUCUUCUUCUUCUCUCUCUCUUUCUUUCUCCCAUCAUCCUCUCAUCCUCUGCCUUUCCCAUCAAACUCACUUCUUCUACCAACAACUCAUCGUCGGUAUCAACGGUUUCGGUCGUAUUGGCCGCAUUCGUCGCCCGUGACGACGUUGAGGUUGUUGCUGUCAACGACCCCUUCAUCGAGACCCACUAUGCUGCCUACAUGCUCAAGUAUGACAGCACCCACGGUCAGUUCAAGGGCACCGUCGAGACCUAUGACCAGGGUCUCAUUGUCAACGGCAAGAAGGUCCGCUUCUACGCUGAGCGUGACCCCGCUGCCAUCCCCUGGUCCGAGAACGGUGCCGAGUACAUCGUCGAGUCCACCGGUGUCUUCACCACCACCGAGAAGGCCUCUGCUCACCUGAAGGGCGGUGCCAAGAAGGUUAUCAUCUCCGCUCCUUCCGCUGACGCCCCCAUGUUCGUCAUGGGUGUCAACAACACCUCCUACAAGAAGGACAUCAACGUUCUCUCCAACGCCUCUUGCACCACCAACUGCCUGGCUCCCCUUGCCAAGGUCAUCAACGACAACUUCGGUAUCAUUGAGGGUCUGAUGACCACCGUCCACUCCUACACCGCUACCCAGAAGACCGUCGACGCUCCCUCCAACAAGGACUGGCGUGGUGGCCGUACCGCGGCCCAGAACAUCAUCCCCAGCUCCACUGGUGCCGCCAAGGCCGUCGGCAAGGUCAUCCCCUCCCUCAACGGCAAGCUCACUGGUAUGUCCAUGCGUGUGCCUACCUCCAACGUCUCCGUGGUCGACCUUACUUGCCGCCUCGAGAAGGCCGUCACCUACGACCAGAUCAAGCAGGUCAUUAAGGCCGCUUCCGAGGGUGAGCUUAAGGGCAUUCUCGGCUACACCGAGGACGAGGUUGUCUCCACUGACCUGAACGGCGAUGACCGCUCCUCUAUCUUCGAUGCCAAGGCUGGUAUCGCCCUUAACGAGCACUUCGUCAAGCUCGUCUCCUGGUACGACAACGAGUGGGGUUACUCCCGCCGUGUUGUUGACCUGAUCUCCUACAUCUCCAAGGUUGAUGCCCAGUAG